AUGGAGUCUGUUCCUGAGACGGAGCGCAUGGAGGAGUUCAAGCCCUCGCCUGUGCCCUCUGUCCGCCUCGGAGCCGCCAACCACGACGGCGGCAACAACAACAACAACAACAACAACAACAACAACAACAACAACAGCAGCAGCAGCAGCAGCAGCAGCAGCAAUAACGCGGCCGUCCCCACGCUCCAUCUCGACCUCUCGUCGAAGCCGCCCACCUUGCGCCGCAGUACCGACCCGAGUCCCCCGUCCCCCGUCACGCCCUCGUGGGCGCCCUCCUCGAUUCCCUACCGCCCUCGAACCGCUUCGCCCCUCUCUGCCUCCCACUCCCACUCGCGCUCCUGCUCCGCCGCCGGCCUCGCCAUGCCCAUGUCCCGGACCCAAUCCAUGCCGGGCCUCAGCGCCUCGGGCCGCAUCCUCUACUCUCCUCAGGUGCGGCCCGCCAGCCCCUUGGGCUCUCCCCGCCGCGUACGAACCCCCCGAAAGCCCGUCGACGAUGUUUUCCCCACGUCAUCUCCCGUCCGGGCCUCUGUCCACGACGCCGAGCCCCAGUCCACAUCCUCCACCGCCGAAAGAAGCUGCUCCCCGAGUCGAGCCAGCCCCACUCCAGGCUCUCUGGCCCGCCACCGCCGCCCACCCUCUCCCCUUCGAGGCGUCGCUCCUCCCAGCGCCUCGUCUCUGGCGCUGCUGCCCUCGACCCCGUCCUCGAGUUCCUCCGUCUCCCCCAUGAGAGCCUACGACGCACUGUCUGGCUUUCACGGCGGCAGUCUCUCCUCUGUCCCCUCGACCCCGACCUCUACUCGGUCGCGCAGUCCCAGCAUCUCGAGCCUCGAGACCAUUCCCGACUCUCCAGACGCAGAAGAGGCCGCCCUCGAGGCCGAGAGACUGGCCCGGCUGCAGGCCGCCGCCGAAGCUGCCGACGGCCUCGAUUCGUCGGAUGCAAGGGCACGCAACGCCAACGACGUGCCCGCCCGCGGCCGCACCAUGAACUUUGGCUCGAGAGACAAGCGCAAGCGAUGGAGCGUCUGCGGUGCCGAGCGCCGAGGGGACAUUGACCUGGAAACCAUCUGGGAGGACUGA
Messenger RNA from Hirsutella rhossiliensis, 1077 nucleotides. RefSeq names its product basic proline-rich protein. The record is from RefSeq and is a predicted model, not a curated record. Bases 1 to 1077 code for a protein of 358 amino acids. The transcript has a single exon. Lineage: Eukaryota; Fungi; Ascomycota; Sordariomycetes; Hypocreales; Ophiocordycipitaceae.